This is a messenger RNA of Oncorhynchus gorbuscha (pink salmon), 2541 nucleotides long. Its product is annotated as extensin-like. NCBI's taxonomy places the organism in Eukaryota, Metazoa, Chordata, Actinopteri, Salmoniformes, Salmonidae. The coding region runs from base 1 to 2541 and encodes 846 amino acids. The record is from RefSeq and is a predicted model, not a curated record. The transcript is spliced from 3 exons.
AUGGCACAACCACCCCAGCUAUCCCCACCUCCGGACCACCCCAGCUAUCCUCACCUCCUGACCACCCCCCAGCUAUCCCCACCUCCUGACCACCACCCAGCUAUCCUCACCUCCGGACCACCCCAGCUAUCCUCACCUACGAACCACCCCAGCUAUCCCCACCUCCAGACCACCCCAGCUAUCCUCACCUCCGGACCACCCCAGCUAUCCCCACCUCCGGACCACCCCAGCUAUCCCCACCUCCGGACCACCCCAGCUAUCCUCACCUCUGGACCACCCCAGCUAUCCUCACCUCCGGAACACCCCAGCUAUCUCCACCUCCGGACCACCCCAGCUAUCCUCACCUCCGGACCACUCCAGCUAUCCCCACCUCCUGACCACCCCAGCUAUCCUCACCUCCAGACCACCCCAGCUAUCCCCACCUCCGGACCACCCCAGCUAUUCCCACCUCCGGACCACCCCAGCUAUCCUCACCUCCGGACCACCCCAGCUAUCCUCACCUCCGGAACACCCCAGCUACCCUCACCUCCGGAACACCCCAGCUAUCCUCACCUCCUGACCACCCCCCAGCUAUCCCCACCUCCUGACCACCCCAGCUAUCCCCACCUCCGGACCACCCCAGCUAUCCCCACCUCCGGACCACCCCAGCUAUCCUCACCUCCGGACCACCCCAGCUAUCCCCACCUCCGGACCACCCCAGCUAUCCUCACCUCCGGAGCACCCCAGCUAUCCCCACCUCCGGACCACCCCAGCUAUCCCCACCUCCGGACCACCCCAGCUAUCCUCAGACCACCCCAGCUAUCCCCACCUGCUAUCCUCACCUUUAUCCUCACCUCCGGAACACCCCAGCUAUCCCCACCUCCGGACCACCCCAGCUAUCCCCACCUCUGGACCACCCCAGCUAUCCCCACCUCCGGACCACCCCAGCUAUCCUCACCUCCGGAUGUAUCCGGACCACCCCAGCUAUCCUUCUGUAGCUCACUAUCCCCACCUCCUGACCACCCCAGCUAUCCCCACCUCCUGACCGCCACCCAGCUAUCCCCACCUCCUGACCACCCCAGCUAUCCCCACCUCCUGACCACCCCCAGUGAUCCCCACCUCCUGACCACCCCCAGCUAUCCUUACCUCCUGACCACCCCCCACUGGGACCACCCCAGCUAUCCUCACCUCCUGACCACCCCCAGUUAUCCCCACCUCCUGACCACCACCCAGCUAUCCUCAAGACCAAAGGGAACCACCCCAGCUAUCCCCACCUCCAGACCACCCCAGCUAUCCUCACCUACGAACCACCCCAGCUAUCCCCACCUCCUGACCACCCCCAGCUAUCCCCACCUCCUGACCACCCCCAGCUAUCCCCACCUCCGGACCACCCCAGCUAUCCUCACCUCCGGACCACCCCAGCUAUCCUCACCUCCGGAACACCCCAGCUAUCUCCACCUCUGGACCACCCCAGCUAUCCUCACCUCCGGACCACUCCAGCUAUCCCCACCUCCUGACCACCCCAGCUAUCCUCACCUCCAGACCACCCCAGCUAUCCCCACCUUUGACCACCCCAGCUAUCCUCACCUCCGGACCACCCCAGCUCCUCACCUCCGGAACACCCCAGCUACCCUCAGGGAAAAAGAGCUAUCCUCACCUCCUGAUCACCUCCCAGCAUCCCCACCUCCUGACCACCCCAGCUAUCCCCACCUCCGGACCACCCCAGCUAUCCCCACCUCCGGACCACCCCAGCUAUCCUCACCUCCGGACCACCCCAGCUAUCCCCACCUCCACCCCAGAUCCUCACCUCCGGAGCACCCCAGCUAUCCCCACCUCCGGACCACCCCAGCUAUCCCCACCUCCGGACCACCCCAGCUAUCCUCACCUCCGGACCACCCCAGCUAUCCCCACCUCCGGACCACCCCAGCUAUCCCCACCUCCGGACCACCCCAGCUAUCCCCACCUCCGGACCACCCCAGCUAUCCUCACCUCCGGAGUCAACCCCAGCUAUCCCCACCUCCGGACCACCACAGCUAUCCUCACCUCCGGAACACCCCAGAUCCCCACCUCCGGACCACCCCAGCUAUCCCCACCUCCGGACCACCCCAGCUAUCCCCACCUCCGGACCACCCCAGCUAUCCUCACCUCCGGAACACCCCAGAUCUCCACCUCCUGACCACCACCCAGCUAUAUACCCCAGCUAUCCUCACCUACGAACCACCCCAGCUAUCCCCACCUCCAGACCACCCCAGCUAUCCUCACCAGGGGGACCACCCCAGCUAUCCUCAGUCAAUCCUCACCUCCGGACCACCCCAGCUAUCCUCACCUCCGGAACACCCCAGCUAUCUCCACCUCCGGACCACCCCAGCUAUCCUCACCUCCGGACCACUCCAGCUAUCCACACCUCCUGACCACCCCAGCUAUCCUCACCUCCAGAGUCACCUGUGGACCCCAGCUAUUCCCACCGGGCUAUCCUCACCUCCGGACCACCCCAGAUCCUCACCUCCGGACCACCCCAGCUAUCCCCACCUCCGGACCACCCCAGCUAUCCCCACCUCCUGA